This is a messenger RNA of Trifolium pratense (red clover), 1681 nucleotides long. RefSeq names its product protein DECREASED SIZE EXCLUSION LIMIT 1. Gene Ontology annotation, molecular function: protein binding. The transcript has 14 exons. The coding region runs from base 401 to 1495 and encodes 364 amino acids. Lineage: Eukaryota; Viridiplantae; Streptophyta; Magnoliopsida; Fabales; Fabaceae. The record is from RefSeq and is a predicted model, not a curated record.
AAUGACUCAUUUUUAAUUAAAAAAGCUGACAAAAUUAUUCCCUCCCACACUCGUUUUCCCUCCGUUCUCCACCGGGAUCCCCAUACGGCGGCGGCAACCACUCUCCAUCUUCGCCACAACCGCGCCCCCACACUUCUCUGUUCGACGCUUAAUCUCUUUCUCGUUUCACUCCAGUGCCAACGAUACUACUCUGUUCGACGUUUCCACUGUUUAACAACCAUAUUCCUUCCGAAUCAUUGGUCUGCCAUGUACAGUGGUGAGUGGUGACACACCUCCCGCUUUUCUGCAGUGAAGUCAUCUCUAUCUGUGACUGUCAGUAGCUGCCGAGCAUCAGACAACGUCAGAUAACCAAAAUCGUGAAUUUCUCAUGCACUGACAAGUCAAUAUAGAGGAAAGAAGAAUGAGCAAGAGACCACCACCUGAUCCUGUGGCAGUGCUACGAGGUCAUCGCGCUUCCGUCACCGAUAUUUCUUUUCAUCCCUUUAAACCUAUAUUGUUCUCCGGUUCUGCUGAUGGUGAACUGCGAAUUUGGGAUACCUUUCGUCGUCAAACAGUUUCAUCAGCAUGGUUACAUAGUGCUGCACAUGGGAUUGUUGCUCUUGCCAGUAGUUCUUCUCUUGGGACUAAUAAAUUUGUCAGCCAGGGUAGGGAUGGAACUCUCAAAGUUUGGGAUUUUGAUGAUUCUGGUUUGUCUAGAAUUCCAUCACUUACAAUCAAGACAAACACUUACCACUUUUGUAAGUUUUCCAUGGCUAAGAAUCAGAGUACUGGGUUAAAAGAAGGGGAACCAUCAAAAAAUUGCAUUGAAACAGAAGAGGCUCAUACUAAUCAAAGUUGUUCUGAAAGCUCUGAAGGGCUACCGUAUGUGGCUUUGUCGGGAGAGAACUCUUCUGAGGUUGAAAUUUGGGAUCUCAAAUCAGCUGAAAGAUUUGUACGACUCCCUUCAAACAUUGGUCAUAACUCUUCAAGUGUUAGCAGCAAAGGGAUGUGCAUGGCACUUCAAUUGUUUGUACCAUCUGAAUCACAAGGAUUUUUAAAUGUCUUGGCUGGAUAUGAAGAUGGUUCCAUGCUGUGGUGGGAUAUACGGAAUCCCGGCGCUCCAAUAAGUUCUGUGAAAUUCCAUUCUGAGCCAGUUCUGAGCGUCUGUAUUGACGAGUCUUGCAAAGGAGGUGUCUUGGGAGCUGCAGAUGAGAGGAUUGUGAUAUACAGCUUGGAUCAUUCUUCGGGUACAUGUGUGGUCAAUAAAGAAAUCACAUUGGAGCGACCUGGCAUCUCAGGCACCUCAAUUCGGCCUGAUGGCAAAAUUGCUGCAACUGCUGGCUGGGAUCACAGAGUAAGGAUCUAUAACUACCGCAAAGGAAAUGCUUUAGCUGUACUCAAGUAUCAUCAUGCCACGUGCAACGCUGUAACUUUUUCGUCUGAUUGUAAACUUAUGGCCUCUGCAUCGGCAGACACAACUGUGGCGUUAUGGGAAUUGUAUCCUCCUCGAACAUGAAGUUUAUUUCAUGGAUUUAGGGUGUGUUUGUGAGAGCUUAUUUACAAUUUAUUUGAAACUUUAUGAUUUAACCACUUAUGUAAGUCUUUGAAAGUUUAUGAAAGUGACUUAUAACAUAUAUGAAAACAAUGUAAUCACAUUUUUUCAUUGUAAAAAUAGUCUAUACAUAAAUGUCUAAUUAUACCA